AUGGCGGGGCCGGGCAGCGACGGGGACCUGCGGCACCUGCUGAAGCUGCACCGCACCGAGAUCGCCAUGGCAGUGGACGACGUCUUCCCACUGCUGCAUGGCCUGGCUGACCACGAUGUCGUUCCUGACCACAUCUUCAAGGAGACGCUGAGCCGGACGGAGCGGGAGGGCUCCCACCGCGCUUUCCACGCCCUGCUCACCUGGCUGCUGGGCCGCGACGCUGCCGCAGUCCGCGACUUCUGGGCCGUCCUCUUCAAGGAAUACAACCUGGAGCGGUACUCCAGGCUCCGGCCUCUCCGCGGCUCCUUCCCCAGAGAGGUGGAGCUGGGGCGGCAGCGCCGUGGAAGGCGUUUCUCCCCGAGCCCCACAGCACCGGCCCCACACAGACCCCAAGGCAAGAGGAAAGCCCCUGAGGAGCGGGACAAGGCCCGGGCAGCACAGUCCGCUCCACGGCACAGCGCCAGUACUGUGCCCCCUGACGCCCAUCCUCACAAUGCUGCAGGGCCCCUGGUGAAGGCAAAGACUGUGAAGAAGCCGGAGGGCACAGAUACCCCCCGCACUUCUCGUGCCAGCGCUCUCCAGGCAGUGGCUGCUUCGGUGCAGAGGGCAGUGGCUGUGGCAGGUGGUGAGGUGCCAGUCAGCCGUGGGGCCAUCGAGGGCAUCCUCAUUAAACAUGUGCUGGAUCCAUGCAGCUCCAAGACAGUCAGCAGAGCUGGGGAUGAGCCAUAUAACCCGGCUGCCUGCGAGGAGUCAAAGGCCAGGAGCAGAAGCCACAGCCUGAAGCCCCCUGCCCAGCCCAAGGCAUGCCAAAGUAACAGGGAACCCCAACUGCACCCCCAGGGCCAGCUGCCAGCAGCCACUGUGUUCAGCCAGGACCCUGUGCCGCAGCAGGAGAAUGAGGAUGAGUGUGCAGCAUGCGGUGAUGGUGGUGAGCUCAUCUGCUGUGACGGCUGCCCCAGGGCCUUUCACCUUGCCUGCCUGGUGCCCCCACUGCCCCAUGUCCCCAGCGGGACAUGGCGAUGUGGCUCCUGUGUGGAGAACGUGACUGAACCAGGCCAGCUGCUGGAGGCAGACUUGCCUGUGGAGAGACCCCCCGAGAUCCUGGGAGAAGCGACACGGGACACCCAGCUGGGUGGAGUUGAGGGAAGCAUCUGCAGCCGCUGCUGCACCCAGAUCCCCACUGGCCGACACUGUCCUGCUCCCAGUGGGGACCCCAGGGGGCUGCUGCUGUGCACAUCCUGCAUGGGCACCCUGGACACAGGUGGCGUGGGCACCACCUCAGCAGCUGGAGACCAACUGCUUCCAGCAGCCAAGGCAGAGGACAGAGCCCUCGGCAGUGACACUGUGCUGAGCCGGGAUGAGCUCGAUGCGCUGCUAGGUGAGAGCACGUGGGAUGGGAUCUUGCAGUGGGCGUUCCAGACCAUGGCACGGCCGCUCACAGAAACACAGGGACUCCUUGCCUAG
Molecule: messenger RNA, 1464 nt
Organism: Pseudopodoces humilis (Tibetan ground-tit)
Lineage: Eukaryota; Metazoa; Chordata; Aves; Passeriformes; Paridae
Source: RefSeq, a predicted model, not a curated record